CGCAGCGCCUCAUGAGCCGCCGCAGUGCGCAGUUUUCGACUUUGUACAAAAGCCACGUAUAGUAUUUCAUCGAUGAUCAUCGACUCUCAGUCAAACAUGGUGGUGAAGCAUUCUGCAGAUAACCCACCUUCCUACGAAUACAUCGCAGCCCAGACUAAUUCAAAUGAGCAGCCUACAAUGUCUGACAAGGCUGCGAACUCACCGGUGCAGCUGCCUUCAAUACCCCCUAACACUGUGAUGGCCGUUCACACUCGUCCUGCGCCUAAGAUGCAGCAACCCACGGUCUACCACUAUCAGAAUCCCUUGACUGGUGAAAAUAUAGCCUCGCUGCUGCCCCCAGACCACCCAGAAAUGAUAUGCUUGCAGCAAGGGGGACAUGUAAAUGAAACCAAGUUUGGCAUUCUAGGUAUUUUGGCCGCAAUAGUUUGGUUCCCAUUGGGCAUUGGUCUUUGCCUUCUUGACCGGAGAGUCAAGUGCAAGCGCUGCGGGACGAUGAUAGAUAACGGUAUUUUGUGCGGUUAAUGAGUAUUGUAUAUGGCAUUCGGACAGCUUCCUCUCUAUUCUUGUGGACUUAUGCAACGCGUGGAUAUCUUCUCCUCCUCGUCAUUCUACGUCUUCAUCUUUAUAUCCCAUGUCCGUAGUUUUCGCUCCUUGUAGCUUGAUGUGCUUCCAUUAUAUGUAGAUUAACAUUUGUCGGAUGGACGGUAUCUCUUUAAAUGUGUCGCCAGCUCACUUGUCCAGGCCUCGUCAAAUCUUAGGUGUUUCAGUAAGUAGGUAGAUGACGGGAGCCUUACACCCGAUCGCUUGUGCUGCAAUUCUUCUUGUUCACACUGACUCGGAGGACGGGCGCACAGCUAUGGAGUAUACAUGUAGGCUCCCUAAGGUGACCAUGGUCGCACCAGAUGCAUCAUUUGCAGAUAUAAAUCUUCUACAC
Messenger RNA from Suillus paluster, 934 nucleotides. RefSeq lists its product as uncharacterized. The record is from RefSeq and is a predicted model, not a curated record. Bases 73 to 522 code for a protein of 149 amino acids. The transcript is spliced from 4 exons. NCBI's taxonomy places the organism in Eukaryota, Fungi, Basidiomycota, Agaricomycetes, Boletales, Suillaceae.